AUGGAGCUCUCUACGGCCGCCGCUCCAGACAGGGGAGGCUCGGUGCACCAUGAUACCCAUGCGAUGCCGCCACAGUUCAUCCAGCGGGAGCAUUGGCGAUACCAGAGCAUGAGAAAGGGAGCCCUGGAGAAGGACCCCGAUGUAGUGGACCUCAGAAACCGAGAUAGCCUUUCCGAAUCGCAGCAGCAGGCAUGGGAGCCUACCGGCGUCAUCCCAGCAUCCCGGAUAGAGGCCGCAUGUGAAGCGUACAGCGGAAGACCGCUACAAACGCCACCGCACGAUGCACCCAUUUUCGAGCAUCGAGACUUCCCAGGCCUUCAGGUUAUAGCCGGACUGCUCCCGCCGGAGACUCAGGUUCUUUUCACUUCCUGCUUGAUGCAUCGUGAUCUUUCAAAUCCCCAGCACAAGAUCAAUCUUCAGGCCGACUAUGACAUCCCAUACCCACCAGAGCCUGCAUCGGGUAUGCAGCGCUUCGACACUUCCUUCUUCACGCGCGAACGCUCCGCCGCAGAGGACAUCCUGUUGCCGAUAGUGCCCGACAAGCACAAGCCCCUCAACAACGAGCAAUUUCUCUAUACUAAGCUGCGCUGGCUCACACUGGGGGAUCAAUAUGACUGGCCAACCCGCAGCUACGCGAAGCAUGCUACUCCAUUUCCCGAGGAUCUUUCUAAGCUAGUCACCGGGCUCUUCCCUCACAUUCGCCCGGAGUCUGGAGUCGUACUAUUGUAUGGCGCGAAGGAUUUCAUGCCGGUGCACCGGGACGUCAGCGAGCAAUGCCAACGCGCGCUUGCCAGCUUCAGCGUGGGCUGCGAUGGCAUCUUCAUCAUGGCCCGCGGCGAGGAUGAUGGCGAAGGAGAGUACGCUCCAAGGACCGUGGCCAUCAGAGUUCGCAGCGGCGACUGUGUCCAUCUCGACGGAGAAGCCAGAUGGGCCUGGCAUGCGAUGGCUCGCACCAUCCCGAGCACCUGUCCGGCUUAUCUGGCGGACUGGCCUGUUGGCACGCCCGGUGCGACGCUGGCGGAGCAGAAAGCGUACAAGAAGUGGAGGGGCUACAUGGGCACGAAGCGAAUCAAUGUCAGUUGCCGGCAGGUUUGGGAUUAG
Messenger RNA from Trematosphaeria pertusa, 1101 nucleotides. RefSeq names its product oxidoreductase domain-containing protein. Gene Ontology annotation, cellular component: cytoplasm; nucleus. The record is from RefSeq and is a predicted model, not a curated record. NCBI's taxonomy places the organism in Eukaryota, Fungi, Ascomycota, Dothideomycetes, Pleosporales, Trematosphaeriaceae. The coding region runs from base 1 to 1101 and encodes 366 amino acids. The transcript has 2 exons.